Molecule: messenger RNA, 2427 nt
Organism: Hyposmocoma kahamanoa
Lineage: Eukaryota; Metazoa; Arthropoda; Insecta; Lepidoptera; Cosmopterigidae
Product: GMP reductase 1-like
Exons: 8
Coding region: 69-1109 (346 amino acids)
Biological process (GO): nucleotide metabolic process
Cellular component (GO): GMP reductase complex
Molecular function (GO): GMP reductase activity
Source: RefSeq, a predicted model, not a curated record
GGAGGAGUGCGCUGUGUUCCCGCGUAUUUGUUUAUUAUUUUUCGAAACGCACAGGUUUUAAGUGCACAAUGCCUAAUAUAAUAAAUGAAGUAAAAUUAGACUUUAAAGAUGUGUUGUUGCGGCCUAAAAGAAGCACGCUGCGGAGCAGAAACGAUGUAGAAUUAUACCGAGAAAUCACGUUUCGCAACUCAGGACAGACGUACCGGGGUAUCCCCGUGAUGGCCAGUAACAUGGACACUGUAGGCACUUUUGAAAUGGCACUGGAAUUAUCUAAGCAUGGCCUAUUUACUUGUAUCCAUAAGUAUUAUUCGAUUGAGGACUGGGUGAAAUUCGCCACCGAGCACCCAGAAAGCUUAGAACAUAUAGCGGCUAGCUCAGGGACAGCGGAAGCAGACUUUGAGCGUCUCUCAGAUAUCCUCAACUCCAUUAAGGAGCUGAAGUUUAUUUGCUUAGACGUGGCCAACGGGUACUCCCAACAUUUCGUCGAAUACGUUAGAAGAGUGAGAGCUGCAUUUCCGCAGCACACUAUCAUUGCUGGCAACGUAGUAACUGGGGAGAUGGUUGAAGAAUUAAUUUUAUCUGGUGCUGAUAUCAUAAAGGUGGGCAUUGGUCCAGGCUCGGUAUGCACGACCCGCAUUAAAACUGGAGUGGGUUAUCCUCAGCUGUCUGCCGUCAUUGAGUGCGCUGACGCCGCACACGGUCUCAAGGGACAUAUUAUAUCGGAUGGUGGCUGCACUUGUCCCGGCGAUGUAGCGAAGGCUUUUGGCGCAGGCGCUGACUUCGUAAUGGCGGGUGGAAUGUUUGCGGGGCAUGACCAGUGCGGUGGAGACGUAGUCACAAAAUCGGACGGAAAGAAAGUCAAGUUAUUCUACGGCAUGUCGUCAUCCACCGCGAUGUUGAAGCAUUCUGGAGGGGUUGCAGAAUAUAGGUCUUCUGAAGGUAAAACCGUAGAAGUAGAAUACAGAGGUGAUGUAGGCGCAACAGUCAAAGACAUCCUUGGUGGUCUCCGAUCGUCGUGUACCUACGUUGGCGCUGCGAGACUCAGAGAACUUCCACGAAGAGCCACCUUUAUACGCUGCUGUCGGCAGGUCAAUGACACUUUCUCUUAAUUUCUGAAGGCCUAGUGGCCCAGCUGGGCUUAAGAUCUGCUUGAUGGUAUUUUAGUUUCAAAUUUUUAGUUUAGCUUUCUUACUGGACCGUAUUAUUAAUGAUGUCUAAUAAUUUGAAUAUUAUCGUGAAUCUCCUUAGGUGCUGCAUGCACUUUGUUUACGAUAAUGCACUUUAUGUGCUGCUGUUUGUGUAAUGAACAAAAGGAGAUUCGAAAAUCUGAUGACAAUGCCGUCACAGACACUGAAAAGUGCAAGAAAUGAAGUAUCAGAUGUGAAUACUGGAUUUGGAAUGUAUCAGCAUCUGCGGAAUCAUACUUUGGUAAUAAUCCACAUGGGUAAAUUUUAAGAGCGCCCCACUUUGGGCGCCAAUUUUGAAAUAUCUCGUAUGUUGUCAAUUCGCCUAGAUUAGUGACAGGACUGCUGUUGAGGAUUGUUCUUAUGUUAAAUCACAGUGCUUGGUGCUAUGAGAGGACCAUCAUUAUCAUAGUCAGUCCUAUGGCCACUGCUCUAUUCUAUUGAAUCACUGUACUGGUGCUAUAGUCUGGACGCAUGUUUGACCAGAGCGUCCAUGUGUAAAUAUGAUAUUUACUGCAGCGGUUAGCUAACUAAAGUUAAUUAAUUGCAUCUAAUUGAUUUUAAUUUGAAUUCAAUUUAAGUUGAAUUUUAAUUACAUAAUGAAAAGACAAAGUUUUUGUGAAUCAAUUUUCAAAUCUUUGGGCAUUGUACUUAUUCUAACCUAACAUAACCUAAAAACUUUUCAAAUCACAUCUUCUAAAGACAUUAAUUAUAAUCUAAACAUCAUAUCAUGAGCAAAUGAAAACAAGUAACAAUUUUGUAGACACUUGCUACCCUACUUGCUAUUUUUUUAAUUAUACAUACGACGUUGGCGUGCUAGCUGUUUCGGUAUGUUCAAAAAGACGUUUAAGUUUCAAUCAGGCGUAUGUUUUUUUUAGAGAAUUAUUGGAUUGGGCAUUAUGACGUAUUAUCUUCAUGUGCUUUUGUUUAAUGUAGUGUGAUGAUAUAAAAAUCGCGUUUUAGUUAUGUAGUACCUUCGCACAAACAAUAAGUAUUUUUUUAAUCUUUUUUUAUGUUUUAUGAAACGUCCGUACAAAGUCCGUGAGAUCAAGUUACGAUUAAGUUUAAUUCUAAGACUUACUUAAGUAUCAAUAAGUAGCAAUUCUGUAACUAUUUGUUUUAUUUAAUUUAUUGUGAAAAAGACGAUGAGUGUAAGCUAUGCCAUUGUUUUAGAUAAAUUUUAUUGUUCUUGAAAUAUAGUUAAUGAAUAUUGUUUGGUUGUAUUAUUUCUUGCUUCAUUUCA